Molecule: messenger RNA, 1281 nt
Organism: Solea solea (common sole)
Lineage: Eukaryota; Metazoa; Chordata; Actinopteri; Pleuronectiformes; Soleidae
Gene: ube2d1b
Product: ubiquitin-conjugating enzyme E2D 1b
Exons: 7
Coding region: 182-625 (147 amino acids)
Biological process (GO): protein polyubiquitination; ubiquitin-dependent protein catabolic process
Cellular component (GO): nucleus
Molecular function (GO): ubiquitin conjugating enzyme activity
Source: RefSeq, a predicted model, not a curated record
CAUGAUCCACUUCAAAGGACCAACCGUCGUAAACUGAAGAGGGCGGUUACAAAGGCGUCUUACCAAAACAAACAGCACCACACAUUCAGGAAGAGGAAUAUAAUAAACCCGCUUCUACAGCAAUACUUGUGAACGUCAAAACAACUCGAAGUGACCGCAGGAGUGAACCACACUGGUCAAUAUGGCACAGAAAAGAAUACAGAAGGAGCUACAGGACCUGCAGAGAGACCCUCUUGUAAAUUGCUCUGCAGGACCAGCAGGGGAUGACUUGUUUAACUGGACGGCGACCAUAAUGGGUCCGACUGACAGUCCUUACCAAGGAGGAGUUUUCUUUCUCACAAUCAACUUCCCUACAGACUACCCAUUCAAGCCACCCAUGGUAUCAUUUACAACAAAGAUCUAUCAUCCAAAUAUUAAUAGCAACGGAAGUAUCUGUUUGGACAUUCUGCGAUCACAGUGGUCUCCAGCAUUGACGGUAUCUAAAGUGUUAUUGUCCAUAUGUUCAUUGCUUUGCGAUCCAAACCCUGAUGAUCCCUUAGUUUCAGACAUAGCGACAGUCUACAAGAGUAACAGAGAUGAAUACAACAGAUUAGCAAAAGAAUGGACCCAAAAAUAUGCCUCAUGAAGAAAAUAACAUCAGACAGAAGAGGAAAAACAUGCUGAUUUAGCAUGUUGUUUUUUUGCAUCCAGGACAUUUUAUUUAUACAAUUUUACAACAUUCUUUAUUUGCGAGUAAAACUAGUGACGUGUAUGACACAAAUCAAAGCAACAAGACAGCAGCUGAGUAACAGAGCAACAUGCUGAUCAAACAUGCUGCUCAAUAACUGGAAAAUCCCAGCUUCAGUCUCAGCUGGAGUCAUUAAAAGCCACUUGGAAACACAUUUAACCAUUGAACAUUGAAGCCUGAAUACCAAAUAUUUAAGCCGCUGAUUCUAACAUGUCUGUAGAACAUACAUACAUACAUUUCAUGUUGAUGUCUUUCAUAUCUUGUUGCAAUGAAUGAAUGAAUACUGAAUAAAAGAUUGGAGUAAAUUAGAGCAAAUACAAGCUAUGUAUUACUCUGUUCUUCCUUUAUUAUAAUUGUAAAAAAUGAAUCCACUCAAACUUGUGUACCCGAAGGUUGAAUCUAUUCUGCUUAAGUUGUCUGUAUGCUAUAUUAUCUAUGCCAUAGAGUGGGUUAAAAAAAAAAAUCCCGUUUUAUGUUCCUGUGUAAAUAGUCUCACUUGAGUUCUUUGUGGCACUUUUUUGUACUGAAUUAAAGAAUGGUACUUUUUAAAUUGA